Molecule: messenger RNA, 1824 nt
Organism: Cladophialophora yegresii CBS 114405
Lineage: Eukaryota; Fungi; Ascomycota; Eurotiomycetes; Chaetothyriales; Herpotrichiellaceae
Exons: 1
Coding region: 1-1824 (607 amino acids)
Source: RefSeq, a predicted model, not a curated record
AUGGCGUCUAGUGCGUCGUAUAACAAUACGAACCAUCCCUCCCCAACACUUUCUCCGAGCCUCAAUCCGUCUACGUCUCCCUAUCCAGGCGGGUUGCAUGAUUCACGAGCAUCUUCGACACAAUCCCUCCGCCCCGUGGAGAGCCCUGGCGACAAUCGCAGAACCCUGUUGAUUAUUUACAUCCAUGGCUUUCUUGGAACAGAAACCAGCUUUCAAAGCUUUCCGACUCACGUCCAUGCCCGACUGACAGCCGCUUUAGCGGAGACUCAUGUUGUGUACACCAAGAUUUAUCCGCGUUACAAAUCGCGGAAGAACAUCUCUUUCGCACGCGAUGAUUUCAGCAACUGGCUACAGCCUCAUGAGUCGAGCAGAACGGAUGUGAUCCUGGUCGGCCACAGCCUGGGAGGCAUCCUGGGGGCAGAAGUGGCCUUGAUCCCUUCCAGUUCGCCCGCAGGCAGCAAUGAGCUCUUCCAGCAUCGCAUCCUAGGGCUUAUCGCUUUCGAUACACCCUUUCUUGGAAUGCACCCUGGCGUGGUGGGUACCGGCAUUGCGAGUCUCUUCCGGACGCCGCCGCAACCUUCGUUAUCGCCACCCACAGAUCCAGAUAUGUUGUCCGACGCGGCACCCCAAGGUCCGACUUACAACCCAAGAUACGCAAACGACAUCCGUCUGGCAGACAGAACGGGCAAGCUGAAAAGGUUCUGGUACUUCUGGAACAAGCACUGUGGUGAAUUGGCCAAGGCGACCGGAGACUAUGUCUCUUCUCACCUCGAAUUUGGCGGCUGUCUUGCGGACUACCCGGGCUUGAAGAGGCGCUUCAACGCGGUUCGUGCAUUGGAAGACGUUGAUGAGACUGCUCAGCCAAGAACGCCAGAUGGGAAGUUAAUGAAGCGAGUGAGGUUUGUCAACUAUUACUGUGCAAGCACGGGGCCAGUCAAGGAGAGAUCGCCUUCACCGAGCACUGGGCGUGGUUUGCUUGAGCCCCCAACGAGUGAGCUCAUGGAGACAUCUACACGGGGGUCGUCGGCAGGAAGUCUUCAACCUUCGACCGUGUCUAGUCCACGACUCUCGCUAGAAGAGCAUCGGGAUGGUGAGCUGAUCACUAAAGACAUCAGCGAACUCAACAUAGAUCCGGACCCUGCUGAAGUCACACCUGCCACGACCGUCAGUGAGCAAGUUGAUCGAUCGUCGGCAACAGAUGCGAGCCUGAGUCCCUUAGAUCCCGGAUCAGCAGAACUUGGAUUAUUGCCGCCUCUUCCACCUCUACCAGCGCCACCUCCAGAAUUCAACGCCGGGUUGUUUAAAGAAGAGGACGUAGUGAAGCUACUAAGAAACGAACAUGACCGCAAGGUCAGGGCAUACGAGAGAGCAGCCAAGGACAGAGAUGAAGCCCUGAAGGAACGUCAGAAACUUAUAGAACGACGGCAGCGCAACAAGCUCAAACGAGAAGAGAUGACCAAGAAACAAGCCCAGCAACAAGAGACUCGUGUGCAAAAGGAACAAAAGAAGCGGGCUGCAACACUCAACCCCGAGCACUAUGAUAAACAUCUACAGGCCGAGACAGAGGGCAAGUCGCAGCAGGGGCGGAAGCAGAAGGACCGCAAAUUUUGUGCCCUUCCACCCAAGGACCCGGCCAGCGGAAAGCGCGACGAUACCUGGAUUCGGGUGUACUUCGAGGGUAUUGACGAAGUCACGGCGCAUACCUCAAUGUUCAGCGUUUCAGACACGUACGCGAAGAUGGUUGCUGAUGUGGUCGAAAGGGUCGAGACAUGGAUUGCAGAGGAUGCGUCGACACGCAUGAUCCUAGCCGAGAUGGAUCCAUGA